AUGAAGUGCGCCUUCGGUGUAUCUUCCGGUAAAUUUCUCGGAUUUAUGAUCAGCCAAAGGGGUAUCGAGGCUAAUCCCGAGAAAAUCAAAGCCAUAAUCGAAAUGGAGACACCGAAGACACAGAAGGACAUCCAAAGCCUUACCGGACGUGUCGCUGCCCUGACACGCUUCAUCUCCAAGGCUACCGGCAAAUGCGUGCCGUUCUUCAAAGCUUUGAAAGGGGGCAAACAUCAUAUCGCAUGGACUCCCGAAUGCGACCAGGCAUUUCAAACUUGA
Molecule: messenger RNA, 276 nt
Organism: Prunus armeniaca (apricot)
Lineage: Eukaryota; Viridiplantae; Streptophyta; Magnoliopsida; Rosales; Rosaceae
Source: the annotation of a GenBank genome assembly